UUUCGCAAGACAGACUUUGAGCUCGACACAACAGCAUAAGAGAAACUUACGAUUGAGGAAGUUUAUAAUUCGUGUAAUUCAUUCAAAAUGCCACCGAUAAUACCUGACUACGACGACGCAUCUAUGGAUGUAAGAAAAAUGAAAUCUCUCGACGAAAAACUGGCUUUGGAUUUAGCCAAAGACUUGAUACAGUGGAAGAUUGGCAAACGAAAUUUGUUGAACAGUAAAACCGCUUGUUUACUUCGAAAGCUGAGCACACAAAUCGAGCAAAAGCACGAAGCUUUGUUCAAGAAUUUGUGCAAUCGACUUGACUUGAAUGAACGUAAUGUAACAGAAACAUGCGGACAAAUCGCCGAUGAGCUUAUCGGAAAUGAUAUCAACUGGGGCCGUAUCGUUGUGUUGUACACUUUCGGAGCAAAGGUAGCCGAACAUUUUCACGAAAAUGGAACUGAUUUGAGUGACGAGAUUUCAAAAUGGAUUGGAAAUUACAUGGCGAAAAAGUCCGACUGGAUUCGAAAAGCAGGCGGAUGGGAUGCUUUUACUGAACAAUUCAAAGAUGUAAAGGAAGAGAAUGAGAAAUUCUGGUGGAACAGUCUUCUGUGCACAACACUUGGUCUUGGUACACUCGCAGCCAUGUUGUAUGUCAAAAGCUGACCAUAAAWAGGACUACCUUAAAGUAAUAUAUACAGCAAAGUGAUGCCACAGGAACUCUACAUAGAGACCUUUGGCUAUACAGUAUGAACAGAAAAUGGYAUAACCACUACAACUUAAUUCCUGUCUUCCCCUACAAGACAUUAUGGAUACUGUUAUACCAUUUGUAAGAAUUCUGGAUGUUAUGUUUAUCCAGGAAUAUUCCAAGAACAAUAUAAGAUCAAAAUAUUUAUGUUGGCUUCCAAGAAGCUGUUUAUAAAGUACACUUAUAAGGAGUAUGGCCCUAGGCCAAUCAUUGACCAGUAUCUGUUGUCAUGUCAACCAAUAUAUGAAAAAACAUUAUCGAUGACAUCAUCUAGACAUGUAGAAUCAAUAAUUUAUGAACAAAUAUUGUAUAUAUUCUUAUAAGAUUUUUAAUUUCACUGAGGUAUGAGUUCAUGUUGGCCAUUGUAUAAAUAAUAGCAACUAAGGACUAGAGCUAAUAUGCGUGGGAACUUCUUGUACACAUUGACUUGUUGUCAAGUACAACAGCAUGAGUUAGUUAGUGAUCUCAUUGUUUCAUAGCAAUAGUUUUAUCACAWUGCAUAAAUACUUAGGUAUCAAACCUAUUUGUACUUUGACUCUCAAAUGAUAAGCAUCUAGUGAAGACAUGGCAAUAGUAACAGAAAUGUAGAAUUUUUAUUAAUAAUAAAUUUUUAAAAUUUAA
Messenger RNA from Exaiptasia diaphana, 1357 nucleotides. Its product is annotated as induced myeloid leukemia cell differentiation protein Mcl-1 homolog. Gene Ontology annotation, molecular function: protein homodimerization activity; protein heterodimerization activity. Gene Ontology annotation, biological process: extrinsic apoptotic signaling pathway in absence of ligand; intrinsic apoptotic signaling pathway in response to DNA damage; regulation of apoptotic process. The transcript has 2 exons. The record is from RefSeq and is a predicted model, not a curated record. NCBI's taxonomy places the organism in Eukaryota, Metazoa, Cnidaria, Anthozoa, Actiniaria, Aiptasiidae. Bases 88 to 654 code for a protein of 188 amino acids. Gene Ontology annotation, cellular component: mitochondrial outer membrane.